Molecule: messenger RNA, 3138 nt
Organism: Daphnia magna
Lineage: Eukaryota; Metazoa; Arthropoda; Branchiopoda; Diplostraca; Daphniidae
Exons: 1
Coding region: 1-3138 (1045 amino acids)
Source: RefSeq, a predicted model, not a curated record
AUGGCAUCUCAAAGAGUAACAAGAAACAAUCCUGCGAUAGAGCCAGUUCCUGCAGUCAUACAAGCAGAACCGGAAAUUCAAGAUGACUCAGAAAUACUAUCGGAAGCAUCUUCACCAGACAACUCCAUGAUCGACAAUAGAAUUGAACUAUUAAGAUCCCAACUGCGACGACAGAACGACGAACUGGUGAAACAAACAAUAUUAAUGCAGCAAAUGGAGAAAAAGGUAGAAGGAAAAGCAGAGAAGCACGCAUUACAUGAAAUUAUUGAGGGCCAAGUAAGUUUGGUAACUGAAAACAGAGCACAAAGAGAAACGAUCCUAGCAAUAGGAGAAGAAAUAAAGCAAAUCAGAGCCGACAUCAAAUGGGACAAUGACUACGUCCCGUACCUAGCAACAAUUGUUAGAAAUAUGCUUAAAGAAUACAUAGACCGGGGACUCAUAAACCCACGACCAGUAGAAGAGGUACCAGAUCUAGAAGGGGAAGAAACGGAGAGAAGGCUAGAGACAACCCCUCGGAAGGAAGAGAGAUCGAUAGAGGAACAACAGAUUGAACCUCGGCCAGAACCAGAAACCGUAAAUCUGGGAAGAGAAUCGGCAUCUCCGAAACCAAGCAUGGCAGAAGAGAGAUGGAAUCUCGUGGAGGAUAGACAGUACGUUCGAGAACAACUACUAGAAAGUAUAGCUCUGGCAAAAACAGACCCAGAGCGUAGAGAAAGACACAAAAUCAGAGCAAAAGCAAGAUAUGAGACCAUUCAAGAGUUGAACAGAAAAUUAGCCUUGAUCUCAACAGCAGAACAGAAAGUAAAAGAUAGAAAAAUAGAGGACAAAAUGAGAGAAGCGAUGGAAAGAUUGAAAGAAACAUCAGUCACAGUCGCUAGAACAGCGUUACCUCUACCGACUUUUAACGGAGACAUCACAGCCUGGAAAGGUUGGAGGUUAAUGUGGGCAUCAUACGACCAAGAUCCACAACUGUCAGAAGUAGAGAAAUUCCAGUAUCUACGGAAUGCGAUGAGAGGAAAAGCGGCCGAAUGUAUUGCUAACAUCCAAUUCGACAAAAACCAGUACAAGAAUGUACUAGACAAAUUAGAAGGCAGGUUCGGUGACCAGAAGAAACUAAAAAGUCACUACACCACGGAGCUGAAAAAGCUUCUUGCAACCAGACUACUAAAUACAGCUAGUACAGAACAGCUACAGAGAAUAUACGAUGGGGUGAACAACACCAAGCUGGCAUUUGAAAAUUUGAAUAUAGACAUAACCAGCUGCGGCGAAUACAUCACGACGGACAUACUUGAUGCCCUACCAAAAUCGCUGACAUCAAGAUGGUGGAGGGAGAAAUGGAUCGAAGAAGGAGACCCAGACGUGAACAACAUCUUAAAAGAGCUAGGCAAAGAAAUCAGACUAAGAGAAAUGGAGGAAGGUAGCACACGACAGUCUACUGAAACUUCUGACUUCAGACAGAAUAGACCGGCAGGCAGGUUAGCACCAUGCUGUUUCUGUCAACAGAGCCACCUACACCACAGGUGUACAGUAGGAACACCUCAGACAAGACGCGCAAUUUUCGAAAGAGAUAGAAGAUGCCUAAAGUGCCUAGGCAGAUCACAUAAUGCCGCACAAUGCACAACACACAUCCCUUGCAGGAUAUGCGGCAGUAUAGAACACAGCCCAGCAUUAUGCCUAGGGAGGGGUAGAACACAAAACUUCCCCAAUCUAAACAGGUCGCAGUCGCCGCAGAGGCCUCGAACGGUCACAAUUGAGACCAAUACAAACCUAAAUCGGACGGUGGCGCAAGGGCUACCGACCUUCUCAGCGAAAAUGUUAGGAAAAGAUCAAAAGCCAAUAGAGAUAUUGGGGCUGAUAGACUCCGGAAGUGACAGAACAUUUAUCAGACAGGAUCUGAUAAAUAGACUCCACACCGAAGACUCACAUAAAACAGAGCUGAGCAUCAACACGUUUGGAAACAUGCAACCAAGAACAGAAGAACUAACAACCCAUAACGUUUGGAUGAUAGCUCCAGACUCAGAAAGAAUUCAGAUAAAAGCCACAGCAAUAACCUACAUGUCGAAGGCUACGGAGAAGGUGCAAUCGACAUUAAUAGACGAUCUCAAAGCGAACAAUGAAGAGAUUGCAGACAAAAGACACAUUGACUCAAAAUAUAACAGACCAGAAUUCGACCUGAUCAUCGAGUGUGAUUAUUUUUGGAGAAUUAUGACCCACCAGACAAAGCAAGGAAGUGACGGGUCAGUAGCUUGCGCAAGCAAGCUAGGAUGGAUUAUAUUCGGAGCCGCAGAACAACAGACAGGAACUUCCGUGCUAACAACCACGGGGAAAAACAACACCAAACCUUUAGUGGAUUUCAGAGAGUUCUGGGCACUAGAGCAUAUGGGGAUAACCCAGGAAGAACUGGAAGAUCCCGGAUUUCUAAAAACGUAUCAGAAUACGAUUAAGAGAAAUAUGGACGGAAGAUAUGAAAUAUUAUUUCCGUUUAGAAACAACCGUAGAUCGGUUGAGACGAACAAGAACAUAGCCUCAAUUAGGCUGACAAACCUUCUCAGGAAGAUGACGAAAGAAGAGAAGGUUGAAUACCACAAAAUAUUCGUCCAAUACGAAAAGGAUGGUUACAUAGGAGAGGCAGACAGUAGCUAUGACGGGGUCUGCACCUAUCUACCACAUAGACCAGUCAUUAAAACGGAAGCCAAAACUACGAAAAUUAGACCCGUUUUUGACGGUUCCACACAUCAGCAGAAUAAACCGAGUAUCAACGACCUGCUAGAAACUGGACCAAACUUAAAUCCAGAGAUCCUGGCAGUACUGCUACGGUUCCGGCAGAACAAAAUCGCCUGGACGGCUGAUAUAGCGCAAGCAUUCCUACAGAUAGGAAUACAGGAAGAACACGAGCAGCUAAUAAGGUUCCUAUGGAUCGAAGACCCCGAUCAAGAGCCGGCCAGAGUUAAGGAGUACAGAUGGAAACGAGUACCCUUUGGGCUGUCAUGUAGCCCCUUCAUCUUAAGAGCUGUGAUUUUGAAAUGCCUAGAAGAACACCAGUCAGCAUUUCCAGAAUUGACAAAGCAAUUGGAACACCAACUAUACGUGGAUGACUGGUUGGGGGAGCUGAUAAUAUCAGCGAAGCAACCCUGCUGA